Messenger RNA from Panicum virgatum (switchgrass), 1004 nucleotides. RefSeq lists its product as uncharacterized. The record is from RefSeq and is a predicted model, not a curated record. NCBI's taxonomy places the organism in Eukaryota, Viridiplantae, Streptophyta, Magnoliopsida, Poales, Poaceae. The transcript has a single exon. Bases 245 to 709 code for a protein of 154 amino acids.
GAAACCUUCCGCGCGCGCCGCCUCUGGUCGGCCGUUCGAUGCCCAGCGCGCAGCCUAGCAGCCGUCCGCGCACGCCGCCCGGCGCCCGGGUGACGCCAUUGUUACUCCCUCGUGUGCUCACUGUCGCAUCACACCUUCCCCUAUAUAUGCGCACGUCGCUGCGCGACGAUCAGAUCAUCCACACACGCAAAGCGGCGACCCAAGAACGGCCGACGGCGUCGAUCGAUCGCCGCGUGCGGAUCCGAUGUGCUUAGCUCCGGCGGCGGCCUUGGAGAUGGAGGAGCUCGAGCUCCAGGAAGCCGACGUGCUGUGGCCGGACCACGACGACGAUCACCAGGACCAGUGCCACUGCCACGGCCGGCCGCACCAGCAGCUCGAGGCGGCGGCGGCGGGCAAGCAGCAGCACCAGGGCGCCGCCGGCAACGCGCGUCGUCGUCGCGCAGGCGGCUCGUCGGCGCCCGUGGGCAUCCGCGCGGGGACGACCGGCACCGGCGGCCCGCCGCCGUGGGCCCGGAGCUGCUACGACAGCGAGGAGCCCGCGGCGGCGGCGUUCGUGCCGCCCCACGUGGUGCUGGCGGCGAGGCGGCGGUGCCCGGAGCGGCGGGCGGCCUCGUCCGUGUGCGUGGGGCAGGGGCGCACGCUCAAGGGCCGCGACCUCCAGUCCCUGCGCACCGCCGUGCUCCGCAUGACCGGAUUCCUCGAGACCUGACGAUGAGCUGCCUACACGCCGCGCGUGCAUGCGUCGUCGUCUGUCCUCCGGCGAGGAUCCCCGUACCGAGCGGCAGCCGGGUCAUCAUCAGUAGCUAAUUAAGCUAGCCGAGCCGAACAAUUUUGCAUUUCAAAUAGGCCAUUAUUUGAUUUCCGAAUUCCCAGAGAGAGAGAGAGGCGUGUUUUUCAGUUCAAACGGAGUACUAGAUUCCCAAAAUUGCAGCGUGUGAGUGCGCGUGCAUGCAUGUGUAAUGUUUGGGAGAAACAUCGAUAAUAAAUUCGAGAUUAGGUUUCUA